Messenger RNA from Symbiodinium sp. CCMP2592, 3678 nucleotides. The record is from the annotation of a GenBank genome assembly. Lineage: Eukaryota; Dinophyceae; Suessiales; Symbiodiniaceae.
AUGCAGGCUGCUGGCGGCAAGUGCAUCACUCUUGUGGUGGCUUUUUACGGCUUCCCUGGUCAGCCAGAUGCCACAGCCCAGGCCUUAGGUGAGGUUAGGCGUGCAGCUGCGACCUUUGGGGGCCCCUACAUCUUGCUCGGCGACUUCAAUGUUGACCAGUCUGAGCAGGCUGUGGUGCAGCUGUUGUGCGAUGGCGAGCUCCGGUCUCUGGACGAGGCGGACUGGACCCAAGCCGGCCCAACAAAUCCCACGCGCACCCGGCGCAUCGAUUUUGGCUUGGCCCAUUGGUCCAUCAUUGCGUCGGCUGUCAUGCAGUUCGAGCGCCCGAACCUCUCGGACCAUGGGUGCGUCUUCUACGAAACGCGGUGCCUGAGCCGUGCCGACAGCUUCUCCAUGCCUAAGUUUCGUGUGCUCCCUGCCACGGCCACUGAUGACAUCUUGUCUAACUUUGGUAGGGUCUGGGAUGCCGCACACUUUGAGAGUUCUGUUGCAGCUGGGUCUCUUGAUGAAGCCUGGGCCUUCUUGUCAGACGUGGCCGAGCGCACGCUGGGUGCCACUUCGCUCUUUGAUGCCUCCGGUGCCCGCAGGAGCGACCACUGGCUCCCUUGUGCCCGCCACGAGUCACACCAUCGUGUCGGCCCCCAGGGUCAUGAGUCCCAGUCCCUUCGUUCUUCUCGCAAGUUGCUUGGGCAAUUGCACCAACUGCGGCAACAGCCCCACUGUCAGAAGCUGUGGCGUGCGGUGGGCCGUCGGGCUGGGCUCCUGCGUGCCAUUUUUCCCGACUUGCCCGUGAUACAUGCUGCCAACCUUGAAGGUGCCACCCAGGUGAUCUCUCAUUUGCAUGCCGAGCUUCAGCAGCAGGAGACGGAGGCCAGAGUGCACAGGUGGCGUCGCCGUGUUGAGGAGGACCCUUCUCGUGCCCUCGCUUGGGUCAAGCGCAAAGCUGACCAUCAGUUGGCCAUGGAGCAAUCUCCUCAGGCCCCUGCUGGUGUCCCUUCCUCUGUUCACCCUGCCUCUAUUGUCGAGGAGCAUGGCAAAGUGUGGCUGCAGCACUGGAAGCCGGAGUCCCCUGUCAACUUCGAUGCCGUGCAGCGCAUCCUUGACCGUGUCCCGGGCGGGCCGCAAUCGGACAUCGUGCUCCAGGUCGAGGCUGAGGCUCUGAUGCGGGCCACCAAGGCAAUGCGGGGGAAGGCGAUGGGACCCGACCGAUGGUCGGCGGAGCUUCUCCUCCGCCUUCCUGUGCAGUGGUGGGAAGCGGCGGCCACUUUGUGGAAUGCGGUGCUCUCCACGCAGUACGUCCCUCGACUCUGGCGCCGGGCACUGAUUGCCCUGGUGCCGAAGCGCCUGGAUGAGUACCGCCCGAUCGCAUUGUGCCCGGUCAUCUGGCGAGCUGGUGCCCACUGCAUCUCUCGCAAUUUGCUGCCGUGGAUGGACACGUGGCUGGGCCACCACACUUUGGGCGGUGCACCAUGUCGAGGCCCGGGCGACGCUCAUGCCCGGCUUUUUCAUGCGUGGCAGAGCGGCUGCAAAGUCUUUUGCCAGCAGGACCUAACGCGGUUCUUUGACUCACUUGAUGUCAAGGCGGUGGGUAUGGUGCUUCGGCACCUUGGUGCCCCUGUUGGCCUGGCUGAGCUCUUAGCCUCCUUCUACCAGGAUGCCUCGAGGCUUUUUCUGCACGAGGGCCGGUCCAGCAGUGCAUGGGGCAGCCCGGCGCGGGGCCUGGCGCAGGGAUGCCCUCUCUCGUCUCCAAUGGCCGCGGUCGCGGUCGGCCAUAUCUGGGCCAUGUGGGUCCAGUCCUUUGCCAAGGGACGCACCGACUGCCUCAUCUUUAUAGACGACCGUGUGCUGUGGCCUUCCUGCACUUGUGUGGACCCCCUUGGGGCAAUGGAUGUGGCAUUGAGGGCUUCUGACUCCUUCGACCAAGCCUUCGGUUUCCAGUGCCGUGCCAGCAAGUGUGCUGUGGUGUGUCCACCCGACGUCGGGACUUUCGAUCAGUGGGCCAGUGCCAGGAGCUACCCACGCGUGACUACUUUAAAGGUGCUGGGCAUCACCCUCGACAUGCAGGAGGGUGCCCUGGGGCUCCUUAAGUUUAGCCCGCGUCUGCUCCUGCAUCGCCUUCGUUUCCUCAAGCUCCUGGGAGGGGAGGUGCCCCAGCUCCGCCGCGUCGUGCUGCAGCUGGUCCACUCGGCCAUGUUUUGGGCCGGUGGUGUCGCUUGCCCGGAUCGCGACUGCUUGCGCGACGUCUGGCACUCCACCUGUGCUGUCCUGCAAAAGCACGCCACCUUCGAGUCUCCAAAAGUCUUGCUGUGUGCCUCCUUUGGCUGGAUGUUGGACCCUGAAUGGGCGGCGGACUGGGCAUCCCUGCGGGCUGCCUGGCGGUUCAAGGCUCGGCCCCCGGCAUGGCUCGACACGGCUGGGCUUGAUGUUGCUUGUGGUGACUGGCGUCGCUUCCUCCCUGGUGCGGCGGCGGUUGUGCAGAGGUUAGGCUGGCAGGUCCACGGCAAUGGCGCCACCCUGGCGCGAGUCGACGAUUCCGGUGCCCUUCGUCAGUGCCACCUUGGCUGGGAAUCCUUUGAUGUGGUCAAGCGCUGGCUGGUGGACCGCUACAAGUGGCGGGGUGUGCACGCCUGUGGGCGGAUCCGAAAUUGCCGCCAUCGUGAUGAUGCGACUCUGGCCCGUGGCCUCAGCUUGGGGGCCCCACUCCGCAGUGCCCGGUUUGCGCUCGAAGGCCACCGACUCGCAGUUGCGGCUGAGCCUACCCGUGAAGUUCGCCUUGCAGCACUGGGCUCGGGCGGCUCCAUUUGGUACCACUGCAAACGGCUGGAGAUGAGCUCACCCGACACCACGGCGUGUGUUUGUGGCCUCGUGCAACCUAGCCGAGCGCACCUCACCUGGUGUUGCACCUCAACGACGGAAUUGCGGCAAGGUCUCGCACCUCCCUCCACCCGUGCUGGUGAACGGCUCUUUGCAGCCGAAAUCCCUGAGUACCCUGCAGCUCCUGCAGCUUCGGACUUUGAAAACACCCUUCAGAGCAUCGUGGCGCAUCUUCGCAACUUCGCUACUGUGGGCGAGCGUCUGCUCGUCGCGACCGAUGGCAGUGCUAAGUUUGACAUCGGCGGCUGCGCCGUGAUCUUCGAGAGCGGUGAUGGCACCUUCGUCUUCGGUGAUGCAUGUGAGGAUCAAUCGGCUUUUCGAUGUGAGCUCCUCACCUUGACGACCCUCUUCGAGGCGAUCUCUCGUGCGCAGUUGGCUCCAGGCUGUCAGGUGGGCAUUCUGGUGGAUUGUAGCUCUGCUCUUCAGGCUGUGGCCCAACCUGGGGCGUGUUCCAUGCCUCUUCUGGCCCACAAGGCUGCGAGGCUGCUGCGUGAUGUGCGUGCCAGUGGCUUGGACCUGAGGCUUUCAUGGACUCCUGCACAUGGCCGGCGGCCCACCUGGACUGCUCCCUGGGGUCUGACUGCCGCCCGCUGCAGGCACCUCAAUGACCGGGCCGAUGCGGCCGCAAACAGCAUUCGCGAACAACGAGCUCACGGCUCGUGCAGGGUGAGCUGGCAUGCUGAGCUGCAUCGUGCCGCGAUAUGGGAGCGCGGGGCCAUCUUGGCUUCGGCUGGUGCUUCCAACGUGCUGGCGCAGCAUCUUCGUACAAGGCGGCCGGCCCGUAUCAUUCAAGAUGAUCCGUGA